GGGCGAGGCAACUACUGUAGCACAUUUUGAAGUGGCCUGCCUACUUUCUAUAGCCUGGAAACUAUGACUAUGGGUUUUUUUUCUUACCAUAUUGUUAAGACAUAGGCUACAUUGUAUCCACGAUGUUUCUGUCCGUAGAGUGUCUAGUUUAGAUUGUUGCAGCAUAUGUUUAUGCAGUCAUACCAUAUUCAACUAAAUUUAAAGACGUGAGAUGUUUUUUAAUUGUUUGACUUUACAUAAAGCGAGUGAAAAAAAAUGAAAGUGUGUUUCGUCGUGUGUGUGCUGAGCAGCAUGGUAGUUUCUUGUUUGGGAGAAAAUAGUCGUUUCGAGAAGUCAUUCAACUAUUCCCCGGGAAUGGUGCAAGUCCUCCGGGAGACACUCACGGAUUUGUCCGAGGAGGCGCACGGUUACCUGGUCCACCUUGUCGGGGCGCGGUCCGUUGAAACUGCACAGAAGGUGAGGAACAAAGAAUAGCCUGCUCUAAGUUCAACUUAACAGUAGUUCGAAUCAUAAAUUCUUAGGCUAAUGAUGGCAGUUCUUUUGUCGAAUUAGGUAGGUGCAUGUAACAACAGGUCGGCCUAUACGGGAACCCUUUAGUGACCCUCUAGCAAUUCUCUGUUCUCUCCCCUCCUUUCAGUGUUUCUUUCAGGUGGUCAGGUAUCUGGCUGAGGCAGCGGCCAUUGGAGCGAAUGUGGUUAUGAAGUACCUCACCCAGUUCCUGAGGGCAGCAGGAAUCGAUGGUAAAGAGCUGCUCUAGGAUCAUUCAUGACAAUCUAAAAGACAAAACCGAUCCUAGAUCAGCACUCCUAUUCCCACUUUAUGAAUACAGGCCCGGAAAGCUAUUGCAAUACUCCAGUCAGUCACCAAUACUGUUCCCAUAGAGCUAAAGCAUGUCUUGUGCAGGCUUUUGUCUCAGCCCAGCACUAACACACCUAAUCAAUGUCUUGAUGAGCAGUUGACUAGUUGGAUCAGGUGUGUUAGAGCUGGGCUGGAGCAAAAACCUGCACAACCUGUAGCUCCCCAGGACCAGGGCUAGUACCAGUGCACUAUUCAAUAAUGGAACAGACAGUUGUCUAUUGUGUCAUCUAUUGAUUGAUCUCAUAUCGUGCAACAUCAACACAAAACCCAUGUACAGUACAAUGGUACACUCAUGUUGUAAUUUACUGUAAUUGUUCUCUGUAGACACACACACAACUGGAUGAAAGUCUGACCUGCCAAGGGAGCACUUUACCCACUGACAGACAUGCCCUAUACAGUGGGGGAAAAAAGUAUUUAGUCAGCCACCAAUUGUGCAAGUUCUCCCACUUAAAAAGAUGAGAGAGGCCUGUAAUUUUCAUCAUAGGUACACGUCAACUAUGACAGACAAAAUGAGGAAAAAAAAUCCAGAAAAUCACAUUGUAGGAUUUUUAAUGAAUUUAUUGGCAUUUGAUGGUGGAAAAUAAGUAUUUGGUCAAUAACAAAAGUUUCUCAAUACUUUGUUAUAUACCCUUUGUUGGCAAUGACACAGGUCAAACGUUUUCUGUAAGUCUUCACAAGGUUUUCACACACUGUUGCUGGUAUUUUGGCCCAUUCCUCCAUCCAGAUCUCCUCUAGAGCAGUGAUGUUUUGGGGCUGUCGCUGGGCAACACAGACUUUCAACUCCCUCCAAAGAUUUUCUAUGGGGUUGAGAUCUGGAGACUGGCUAGGCCACUCCAGGACCUUGAAAUGCUUCUUACGAAGCCACUCCUUCGUUGCCCGGGCGGUGUGUUUGGGAUCAUUGUCAUGCUGAAAGACCCAGCCACGUUUCAUCUUCAAUGCCCUUGCUGAUGGAAGGAGGGUUUCACUCAAAAUCUCACGAUACAUGGCCCCAUUCAUUCUUUCCUUUACAUGGAUCAGUCGUCCUGGUCCCUUUGCAGAAAAAACAGCCCCAAAGCAUGAUGUUUCCAACCCCAUGCUUCACAGUAGGUAUGGUGUUCUUUGGAUGCAACUCAGCAUUCUUUGUCCUCCAAACAUGACGAGUUGAGUUUUUACCAAAAAGUUAUAUUUUGGUUUCAUCUGACCAUAUGACAUUCUCCCAAUCCUCUUCUGGAUCAUCCAAAUGCACUUCAGACGGGCCUGGACAUGUACUGGCUUAAGCAGGGGGACACGUCUCGCACUGCAGGAUUUGAGUCCCUGGCGGCGUAGUGUGUUACUGAUGGUAGGCUUUGUUACUUUGGUCCCAGCUCUCUGCAGGUCAUUCACUAGGUCCCCCCGUGUGGUUCUGGGAUUUUUGCUCACCGUUCUUGUGAUCAUUUUGACCCCACGGGGUGAGAUCUUGCGUGGAGCCCCAGAUCGAGGGAGAUUAUCAGUGGUCUUGUAUGUCUUCCAUUUCCUAAUAAUUGCUCCCACAGUUGAUUUCUUCAAACCAAACUGCUUACCUAUUGCAGAUUCAGUCUUCCCAGCCUGGUGCAGGUCUACAAUUUUGUUUUUGGUGUCCUUUGACAGCUCUUUGGUCUUGGCCAUUGUGGAGUUUGGAGUGUGACUGUUUGAGGUUGUGGACAGGUGUAUUUUAUACUGAUACAGACAUGCCCUAUAUUAGGUGUGUGUGGGCCAGAUGGGCAAACCAUUUUCUCCACAUUGCCAACAGUAACCUACUAGGCUUUGACUAUAACUACCGGUACAAUAAUUACAUAGCAACAUACUACAAAGACUACGUUUGUGCCACGUCUUGGAAUGGAGACAAGUAAAGGGAGCAUUUUAAGAAUGCUAGGACAGAAAAUGCACUAAUAUCAUGUAUCUCUCUCUUUCUCUCCUCCAGUUGAAAUGCCUGUUAACAGUAUCACCCCAGAUGCUGUGGUCUAUAUCGGUCAAUGGCUUCUGCUGGCUCUCAUUGGCUACUGGCUGCUGUCUCUGGCCUUCCGAUUGGUGGCGUCCACUCUGAGGAGGGUCCUGUGGCUACUGAAGCUGGGUGUGGUUUUAGGACUGUUCGGCCUGAUCCUAAGUGACCGCAGCGCUGGAACAGAGACUACUGCGCUGCGUUUGGCCGGCCUGGUGAGCGUCUGCGUCCUAUUGGGUAUCGGGCAUUCUGACACCGGGGGUGACAAGACCGACCUGGAGGAUCAAGUAAGGGUGCUAGAGAGACGAGUGAGAGAAAUGGAGAGGAGGAAAGAGGAGUGAGGGAUGGAGAAGGUGGAUGGAUGGGAACUGAAAGGCCUUGUUUUGUAUAUAAUCUAGGUCUAGGAUUGUAAUAAUGACUUUGUACAUAAAGCAUUGUUUUGUUUGAAAAUGUUUUCGUAUCGUUUUGCAUAAUAAAUUUGCCUUUUUCAUAAAGAUCUCAGUUAUUUUGUGUAGGUAGCCUAGCGGUUAAGAGGUU
This is a messenger RNA of Coregonus sp. 'balchen', 3331 nucleotides long. The record is from the annotation of a GenBank genome assembly. Lineage: Eukaryota; Metazoa; Chordata; Actinopteri; Salmoniformes; Salmonidae.